AUGCGCCUUGCCUCCGCGGAAACCCCCUCAAUGGCCGACCAGCUCCCCAGCAUCAACUUUGGCUUUGAGGAGCUCCGACUGCGCAUGGCCCAGUUCACGGCGCGUUUCGACGACUUCAUCGACAAGGGGCGCAAGCGCGUCUUGGAGGAGCGCAAUAACUUCCGCAUGAAUGUCGCCGAGCUCCAAGAGGACCAGAAAAUGAAGAAGCGCGAUAUCGAGAUCCUGACGCUCAAAUCUGCCACGCACGCCCAAACCCUCGCGAAAGAGUCGGCCGAAACAGCAGAAAUGCACGCGGCUAUCACGACACUCACAGAGCAGCGCGACGAGCGCCUUGCUAACCGCGAUACCCUGAAAGCUCAGAUCGUGGAGGUUCAGAAGGCUGUCUCGGCUAGGCGGGAGGCGCAGCUGAAGCACCGACGCUACCUUGACGGCCAGGCGAGACACAAUGAACCGGAAUUGGAUUUCUGGGAGAACUACCUGAGCAUGAAGAUAGACGGGGCGGGCCUCCAAGACCGGAUCAAAUUCACUUUCAACAACAUCAACGAGAGGGAAUGGGAGCGGGAGGCUUGGUUUGAGAUUGAUACCUCGGAAAGAGAAGUCAGGGUCAUCCACUACCGGCCAAAGAUCGAGAAGGAGGAGGUGGACAGGGUACAGGAACGGUACAACGAGUGCAGAGAAUUCAGCGUUCUCUUGAAGGGGAUGCGCGAGCUAUUUAUCGAGGCGCUCAAAUGA
This is a messenger RNA of Mytilinidion resinicola, 732 nucleotides long. RefSeq lists its product as uncharacterized. Bases 1 to 732 code for a protein of 243 amino acids. NCBI's taxonomy places the organism in Eukaryota, Fungi, Ascomycota, Dothideomycetes, Mytilinidiales, Mytilinidiaceae. The transcript is spliced from 2 exons. Gene Ontology annotation, cellular component: Ndc80 complex. Gene Ontology annotation, biological process: chromosome segregation. The record is from RefSeq and is a predicted model, not a curated record.